AAGAUUCUAUUUUUACUGUACUGGAAAUGAAGGAUAAUUCAUUGCAUAAAUCAGUUAUUGAAGCAUGGUACUUUAUUGUGAAGGACGGAAGUAAGAUCCGGUAGUUUUGACAGCAUUGAUGGGACUUUCUUUAGCUAACUGUCUAUGGACUUAAUGCCAUGCAUAGACCAAUAAUAUUAAUAAAUAUACAGUCUGUGGUUAAUACCUAACAACGCCCAGUGUUUACAGCGAGGAGAUAGCGGUGUCCGGCCAGGGGUAGCGUUAGCGCAAGGCUACCGGCGAUAGUGUACUUUUACACCUGCUUUUGUAAAGUAAAAGCUAAAGUAAACAGUUAAAGUAUAUAACGCUACCGAAGAAAGAAAGUAUCCUCUUUUUAUUCUUCGGGGGGGUAUUUUUAGGCCUUUAUUUUCAUACGACAGAUGAUGAAAUGAAAGCGGAAAGAGAGGGGGAAUGACGUGCAGCAAAUGGCCAUAGGGCGGAGGCGAACCCGCAGAUGCUAUGUCGAGGGACAAACCUCCACACGUGUGCGCCCUCCCACCAGCAGGCCCCUAAAUGUGGGUGCCGGGUCACAAUGCUCCUCUGUGCCCCCUGACGUAUGGCAUCCUGGCACUGAUGUGGCCCUGGAAAAUUCUCAGGGUGAAUACCCGUGCCAAAAGCCUUCAAACCUUCCAAAUCCUAGGGAUGGCAUCCUCUGGGUCUCACGCUUGAGUGUCUGGGACUCAGCUUGCAACACACUGAAAGAGAGACAGCUCGAAGAUUACAGGUAUUUAUACAACCACUGCCCGGGCCCAGACUGGAACGUUAUGUGCAGAGGCUGCUGCGAGUAUGAUGUGAUCCGCUGCAAAUGCCCCCUACAGGGGACUCCAGUGGGCUAUGCGGUGCCGUGCUGCCGCAACGCCAUAAAUGAGUGUGACCCCUGCAUCAUCCAUCCAGGUUGCAGUAUAUUUGAAAACUGUAAGCGCUGUAACAAUGGGACAUGGGGCCCCAGGGAUGACUUCUUCAUUACUGGCAAAUACUGCGCUGAGUGUCGGCCUGGCUGGUCUGGUGGAGAUUGCAUGAAAUGUGGGGGAGUGAUCCAUAAACAGCAGGGCCACUUGGUGCUCGAGAGCUACCCCAACAAUGCUCGGUGUGAGUGGACCAUCCAGGUGGACCGUCCCUUUACUAUAGAGCUCCGGUUCAUGAUGAUGAGUCUGGAGUUUCACCAUUCUUGUCGUUAUGACUUUGUGGAGGUCCGAGAUGGCGAUAGCAUCAAUUCGCGUGUUAUCGCUCGAUUCUGUGGGAACAACAGACCCGCACCGGUUCAAAGCUCUGGCAACAGUUUGCACAUACUCUUUGUGUCUGAUGGUUACAAGAAUUUUGAUGGAUUCUUUGCCACUUUCCAGGAGAGCUCAGCUUGCAGCUCUUCUCCUUGCCUGCAUGAUGGGACUUGUAUCCUGGACAGUUCUUACACUUACCACUGUGCCUGUUUGGCUGGCUACACAGGCCAGAGGUGUGAAAAUGUGGUGGGAUGCCGCAGGCCUCCAGUGCCCACCCAUGGAUCCACAGAGGGUUUGUUUCAUCACUCGGGGGCACGCAUCACUUUCCGUUGUGACCCUGGCUUUGAGCUGCAGGGGUUUCGUACUGCCAUCUGCCUGAGGGAUGGAACCUGGAGUGCGCCUGCCCCAGAGUGUGUGCCAGUGGAAAGAGUCUGUACUUUACCACCCAAGCCAACACACGGGAACCACUUCCUGGUUUAUGGACCCAACGAUGUCCUCAUUGCUCUACAGUACCUGUGCUACCAGCCCUAUGAGCUCAGUGGGAUCUCCCAGAGAGCCUGCCUCCCUAACAACACCUGGAGUGGGACCCCUCCUGUUUGCACCCAAGUGAAUAACACUCUCACUGAAGCGGAAAAGGACAAAGGCAAGGCAAAAGAGACAGAAAAAGGCAAAGAAACAGAUAGUGACACAGAUAGCAGCAAAACUAAAGCGAAAGGUCAAGAGAACACAACUGGAGUAAACGAAAGUGUUGGAGGGAGAGAUAUAAACACUGGGCACGAGAAUACAACAGCAGUUGACAGAGAAAAUAAAUACACUGGCACCAUUCCAGAGAAAACUGCGUCUGAGGGUAGGAAUGAAGGAGAGCUAGAGGAAAGAAAUUCUGGGUCAGAGAAACCCACUGGAGGCAGCAAAGAUAAAGUGGAUCGUGAAGGCCCAGACAACAGCCUGCAUCAGAAAGAACCUGAAGUAGGAAAACCACCUGAGAGAAAAGAAGGCAGCCCGGACACAUACGUGGAGACAGAAAAGACAGAUGUAACGGGAGUAGUUGUGAUAAAAGACAAAGGGCAAGAAGAGAAGGAAAGAAAAGAGGAGCAGGUGAAUGGGAAAAGAGAUCCUGACAAAGUCGGCCCUAAUGAUACCAAGAUGAGAAAGGUCAUAGCUGAGGGGGAAAACACAGUGGAGAUAUUUGAACUGGAAAUGACAAAGAACAACACAAUUAUACAUGACACAAAGGACAAAAAGAAAGAAAAUAGUACCAUAAGCUCUCUAGAGCCGGGGAGAAAAAUCCUUCCCACUAGAGUCAACAUUACACAGUACACAAUGUAUAGAGCGGGAGGUGAGGAGCAACCGGGGGGGAAACCAACACUUAAAGAGGAUGAGACAGAGAAGGAUUCUGCUGAGAAAACAAAGAAGACGUUGGAAAAGGAGAGGAAGGAAAAAGAAAAGGAGAAAGAAGUCAAUCAAAGCUUUACCGAAAAAAGCUGCCCACCUCUCUCCCGCCUCUACCAUGGCUACUACCAGCUGCUGUCGGGGGUGGAGCCUGAAACAGUGGAGUUCUUCUGUAACCACUCCUACGCUCUCAGUGGCGAUGCUCGACGUACCUGCCUGCCAAACGGUACAUGGAGUGGAAAACAACCCCUCUGUGUCAGAGCGUGUCGGGAGCCCAAAGUGUCAGAGCUGGUUAGGCAAAGAGUUUUGCCACCUCAGGUGCCAUCCAGAAAGACUCCUGUACACAAGCUCUACUCUUCUGGGGUGGGCCGACUGCUCCAGUCUGACGGCCCCACUAAAGGGCCUUCAGUUUUUCCCCAGUUGCCCCAGGGCUUCCACCACCUUUACUCACAUAUAGAGUACGAGUGUGCGUCUCCUUUCUACCACCACUCUGGCAGUUCUCACCGCACUUGCUUGAAGACUGGGAAAUGGAGCGGGCGUCAUGUGUCCUGUUCGCCAGUGUGUGGGAAGUAUCCAACCUUUGACCCAGAAAGGCCAGCAGAGGCUCACUGGCCUUGGCUGGCAGCCAUCUAUCGCCGCUCCACCAACGGAGCUGAGACCAAGGUGACCAAGGCAGACAGCCAGGCGGGGUCCCUGAAGGGGGACGUUGGAGCAGGAUCUAGCAACCACAAUGCGGCUUCUGACUGGCAGCUGGUGUGCAGUGGGGCUCUGGUGAACCAAAAGAGGGUGGUGGUUGCAGCCCACUGCGUGACAGAGCUGGGGAAGGUGUAUCCUCUGGAUGCAGCCAAGAUCAAGGUGGUGGUAGGGAAGCAGUACCGGGACGACCACAGGGAAAGUAAAGGUCUUCAACACCUGAGGGUGGCCUCUAUUGUUGUUCAUCCAAACUACGACCCACAUAUUCUUGACUCUGACAUUGCCGUGGUUAAGUUACUGGACAAAGCAAGGAUCGGGGAGAAGGUACUGCCCCUCUGCCUCUCAGACAGCCAGGGAGAAGAGGUGAGCUCUGGGCAGGGGCUUGUGACAGGCUGGUCUCCACUGCCUGAUUCAAGUUUAGGCCUGGAUGAGAGGGCAAGGGUGGGACUCGUUCACCUCGCCGAUGUGGUCCCCUGUGAGCAGCAGUAUGCUCGUAGCGGCGUGCCAGUCAGCGUCACAGACAAUAUGCUCUGUGCCAGCCAGAAGCCUGACUAUGAACCCUCUAACAUAUGUCCCUCUGACACGGGGGGAAUCCUUGUCCUCCCCGCCCUCUCUGAGGACCAGGCUAGCAACAACCAGAAGCCCUCUCUUAGCUUCACACAGAUGCAGGGAGAGAGCAAAGGGCUAUGGAGACUCCUGGGACUGGUGAGCUUUGGCUAUGACCAAGGGGAGUGUGAUCCUGACCUGUACACAGUCUACACACGUGUAGCCAACUUCAAAGACUGGAUAGAGAGCAAUAUGAAAUAAAACUCCUACUGUCUAUCUCACUUUGUCCCCUCUUAACAUAUUUAAAUGGCUUCAUAUCUUGGAACAUUAAUAUAUGAAGCUAUUUAAAUAUGUCCCCUUAUGUUUGUCUGUUUUUCUUUUCUUUUUUUCUUUCACAAGGACAUUUUCUCCUCAUUAUCUACUCAUUGCAGAAGCAGUGGAAACACUGGACAACACAGUCCUCUAACUGAAGGGGGUGCUAACACAUUAGAUGUGCUGGGUAUGGACCUUUUCAUCAGAAAACUUCAGUAAUCAGGUCCCUCAGCCUGACGUUACAGACUUGAAAAUGAGCAGAAAACCAUUUCACGCCUUUGGCAGAUGGCGGUUUGUAUUGUACUCAUUGGUAUGUAUAUAUUAUGUUGUAAUGUACUGAAUUAUUCUAUCAAUUCAUAUGACGCAAGAGAUGUACAUAUUGUAUCCAAAGACAGAAAACCGUGACGUUUUUAAUGAAAGAAAAAGUGGGGUGUGGUAAA
Messenger RNA from Etheostoma spectabile (orangethroat darter), 4636 nucleotides. It is a transcript of the gene pamr1b, whose product is annotated as peptidase domain containing associated with muscle regeneration 1b. Gene Ontology annotation, biological process: proteolysis. Lineage: Eukaryota; Metazoa; Chordata; Actinopteri; Perciformes; Percidae. Gene Ontology annotation, molecular function: serine-type endopeptidase activity. The record is from RefSeq and is a predicted model, not a curated record. Bases 465 to 4145 code for a protein of 1226 amino acids. The transcript has 16 exons.